Molecule: messenger RNA, 665 nt
Organism: Nannochloropsis gaditana CCMP526
Exons: 1
Coding region: 51-572 (173 amino acids)
Source: RefSeq, a predicted model, not a curated record
AGUCCAUUAUUGUGGAGGCAGUGACAAGAUAGGCACUGGAAAGGGCUGCCAUGCACCGCAUGUCUUCGACAUCAGCUCGUGCUCAUUCAUCAACUUUUAGCGCAGGCUCCUUUUUCGGCCAAGGUAGAGACGCAAAGAAGCGAGUAAACAAGCUUUUCGCAAUUCACGCCGGCAUCAUGUUUACACUUGGCCUUCUCAGCGCCUUGUUUCCGGAAGUACUCGUGUAUCUUCUCCACCACUCCUCGGAUGGCUUCCACAGCCGUCAUGAAGGUGGUACGGCGCGUGUCGCGUUUGUAACAAUGCGAGUUUUCGGUUGCUUCCUUUUGGCACAAGCGUAUCUUUUGUUCGUUCUCAGAGGUGGAACUGAUGGAAAUAUGCGCCGUGCGGCGGUCCAAAGCUAUUUUGUUGCUUUUGGUUUGACCACUCUGGCAUUGGCACGGGCGCAGCUGACAGAGGACAUGCCGGUGCGCCUAAGUAAUUGGCUUGUCAUCUUAUCCUUCUUUGCGCUCACGAUGGCUUACGCUUGGUUUUCAUUUUUUGAGCGCAUCUCCGUAUAUGAACUUGGAAGGUAAAAGAGUGGUGAAUGAUAUGACAGAAGUUGCCGGAGUAGAGUCAUGUUUGAAAGCUGCCUAUUUUCAAGAUGUUUGAAAACACAUCUACUAUCC